AUGAAGGAAGUGGACUAUUCUUUAUACUUGGUGACAGAUUCGAGCAUGCUGCCCCAAGGCACUACACUGGACAGCCAGGUAACUGCAGCAUUGCAGAACGGAGCGACGUUGGUCCAGCUGCGGGAAAAGGAUGCGGACGGUUGCGACUUUGUGGAAGCUGCGCUGAGGGUCAAACGCAUCUGUGCCGAGUUUAAUGUUCCUCUGCUCAUCAACGACAGGGUGGAUGUGGCACUAGCAGUCGAUGCGGACGGCGUGCACGUGGGACAACAGGAUAUCCCGCCGCCACUGGUACGCAAGCUGGUGGGGCCGAGCAAGAUAGUUGGUUGGAGCGUGGGGCGGCCGGAGGAAGUGCAGCAACUGGCAGAGUGGGGCCAAGGCUGCGUCGACUAUAUCGGUGUGGGGAUGAUCUUUCCCACUGAGACGAAGAAGAAUCCUCGCAAGGUGCCGAUGGGGAUUUCAGGGGCUAUUGAAAUCAUGGAUGCACUUGAGGAGUGCAGGGCUACAUGGUGUCGAACUGUGCUCAUCGGGGGACUGCAUGCAGACAACAUCGGCCGGGUCCUGUUGCAGUGUGCCAGUAGCAAUGGCAAAAGAGCCGCAGACGGAGUAGCGGUCGUGAGCGAGAUUAUGGCCGCGAGCGACGCGCGUGGUGCGACGCAGCGGCUGCGCCGGCUGCUCGAUGACGGCGCAUACAGGUUUGUCGUUGGGAAGUUCACUGAAGACGUGGACUACAGGGCGCCGGAUGACAUGGAAACAUAUGUACCGAUGCUUCUUGAAGCCUCGCCUCUUGUCCAUCAUGUCACGAACAAGGUGCACCAGAACUUUGCCGCGAAUGUCACCCUAGCUGCUGGCUCAUCGCCUAUCAUGUCAGAAGUAUCUUCGGAGUUUGAAGAUCUUUCUACUGCCGCGCACUCUGCUCUUGUGCUCAAUACUGGAUCUCUCGUUGACCUUGAGGUGGCCACUGCCGCUGUGAGGGCCUAUAAUAAGGCCCGGAGACCAGUUGUGUUUGAUCCUGUGGGUUUUGCGGCCUCCCGCACGCGGCUGGAUUAUAAUGGGCAUUUGCUCAAUAUGGGUCAGUACACAUGUAUCAAGGGAAAUGCCAGCGAGAUAUUAGCUUUAUCAUCAUCCGAACAUAGAGCAAUGCGAGGAGUGGACUCAGAGCAUGAUGUGGACAUCGAUACUUUAUGCAAUGCUGCGCGUCAGGUCGCCUAUCGGUAUAGAACUGUGGUGGUGCUCACUGGCCAGAACGAUAUAGUUGUCAAUGGGGCGCUUGAUUGCUCGUUUAACUUGGGAUUCGGCAGUGCCCCUCCCCAGGACCACCUUCCAGCCUACAUUGUUAGCUGUGACUCUAUUCCGUUGUUCAGCAAGGUCACAGCGACGGGGUGUUCUCUGGGCAGCGUCAUUGCGUGUUUUCUCGGAGCAUUGCCACCCGAUGGGUCGCCGUUCCACGCAGUCCUCAGUGCUGUGCUCAUUUACAAGUCGGCUGGUUACUUUGCUGCAGGUCGUGCUACAGGUGGUGCAAGCUUCCAGACAGAGCUCCUCGAUGAGCUAGACACGCUCUUCGAAAAGGGCAGCCAUGGGCAGAUGGCCAAGAUAUACCCUUUCGGAUCUUGGCCGGUAAAGGUAGAGCGGGUCGAUAUCCCAUAA
This is a messenger RNA of Eremothecium gossypii ATCC 10895, 1644 nucleotides long. It is a transcript of the gene THI6, whose product is annotated as bifunctional hydroxyethylthiazole kinase/thiamine-phosphate diphosphorylase. Gene Ontology annotation, biological process: thiamine biosynthetic process. Gene Ontology annotation, cellular component: cytoplasm. The record is from RefSeq and is marked provisional. Gene Ontology annotation, molecular function: ATP binding; hydroxyethylthiazole kinase activity; thiamine-phosphate diphosphorylase activity. The coding region runs from base 1 to 1644 and encodes 547 amino acids. The transcript has a single exon. NCBI's taxonomy places the organism in Eukaryota, Fungi, Ascomycota, Saccharomycetes, Saccharomycetales, Saccharomycetaceae.